AUGAACAGCGAGGAACGGAUUCGGUACGACCGCCAGGUGCGGUUGUGGGGCAAAGCCACGCAGCAGCAGCUUCAGCAGACGGCGGUGCGCGUGUGCGGGGUGACGGCUGCCGUGGCGGAGGUGGCCAAGAAUUUGGUCCUUGCGGGGGUGCGCUCCGUAGCCGUGGAGGACGCGGGUGCCGUGGACGCCGGCGACCUCACGGCCAACUUCCUCCUCCAGGGCCACGCCCUCGGCGAGGCGCGGGGUCAGGCGUGCGUGGGGCGGCUCCAGGCGCUGAACCCGUACGUUGCCGUUGACUUGACGACGGAGGCGGCGGGGGCCUCGACGCGCGGCACCGCCUUUGCGGUUGCCCUCAUCUGCGUCCGAAACCUUGACGACGCCAUGCUAGACGUUUGCCACCAGCGCGGCACGGGGAUCGAUUUGGUGGUGCUUGUGGCGGGGCUUGGCGAGCUGACGAUGGGCAUGUUUUUGUCAAAGCGACAGUCGCUCUCGUACGAAGAGCAGUUAAAGAUGUUGCUUGCGACAAAUGUCUCCCUCAGACCUGCGCCCUUUCAGCGGGCGUUGCUGCGGAUGAGAAUGACGGAAUGCCCUGAGGAGCUGUCGUUCUUUGCGCGGCUUACCUUCGCGAGGGACAUCGUCGCCCGAUACAACUUGUCACAACUCACGAGAGAAGACGUCGAGCAAGCAGCUAGUUUUCCGCUACGUGACCAGAUGGGUACCGCGAUUGAGGCGACUGUUGCGGGCGGCAUCCUCGCACAACUCAUUAUUCGAGAGGUAAGUUGCAUGAAAGAUGGACCGGGGGACGAAAUCUACAGCUGGGUUCUCUGUGACAGCAGCAAAGGCAUAGAUGUCCAGGUUGGACACUUGCACGGCCCCUAG
Messenger RNA from Trypanosoma conorhini, 879 nucleotides. RefSeq names its product ubiquitin activating enzyme. The coding region runs from base 1 to 879 and encodes 292 amino acids. Lineage: Eukaryota; Euglenozoa; Kinetoplastea; Trypanosomatida; Trypanosomatidae. The transcript has a single exon. The record is from RefSeq and is a predicted model, not a curated record. Gene Ontology annotation, biological process: protein neddylation. Gene Ontology annotation, cellular component: cytoplasm. Gene Ontology annotation, molecular function: NEDD8 activating enzyme activity.